ACAAGAUCAGGAGAACUUCCAAGAAACCCUCCAUCCUGAGCAUCAGAGAGACCCACCAGUAACGGGAGACAUUGAGACAGACACUGACCUGUGGUGAGCUGGACUCUGGCUAAAGGUCUCUCUGAAUUUGGACAUCAUGAAGACAGCACCUCUCCUACUGCUAACCUGCUACUUGAUCUUCACGGCCAAAGGUGGUGCUCGACCUCUAGACAUGGGUAUCUUUGGAGGUGCUCAGCUCAGUCUGAAUAGGGACCUGACUGAUGAGAGUGUCCAGGCUUUGUUGUACUUUUUGAGGGAGAAGUUCCAACAAGAGUUGGAUGAAGACCCCCAUUUUCAGCUGAGAUUGAGCAAAGGUUCCCUCUCCUCAAAUCAACAGAUAUCGACCCAGGAACUGGGACAAAUCUUCAGCAUUAUACAGACUCUCUUCCGAGAGUCCAUCAACCAGUCCCCAAAGACCCUCCUGGAGGUAUUCUCUGAUCGCCUAAAGAGAGAAGAUCCUCCAAUCUCCAUUGACCUGACAUACCACAUCCUUAGGCAAAUGAUAGAGAUUGCCAAAGUGCAGAACCAAAAGCAACAGGCUGAACAGAACCGUAUAAUCUUUGAUUCAGUGGGGAAAUGACAGUUAAAAGAACAGAGGACAUUGUUGCUUGAGCCGAAACAAUCUUUCUUACUGUUCAACCAAUGGCUUGAUGAUCCAUUGCCCUACACAGCGUGUGACAAUGUAGAGUGUGUUCUGACACCUUAUAGACUCAUCGUGACAUCAAGGAGGGUCUAAGAGGGUGUUGGUGUCUCUUUGUAUGUGUCCCAAAUUACACUAUCCAUUCAGGGAUGACUCCUGCUUUUAUUUGUCCCAUCCUGAGUUUUCUUUCUUAUUAAAUCCAGGCAAAGGGCAGGUAUUCUGGGGCUCGUACCUAGCGGGGCACAUAGUACGUUUUUUUGAAUAAGAAGUAUGAACAUGGCAAGAUGAGAUUUCAGUCAAGCAGACUGUCAGCUUCUGGCACAUCAUGCAGACUGUCAGCUUCUUGCACCACAAGCAGAACGUGUGAGGUGGGGCACUUCCUGUCUGAGACUGGCCCUUUCAUCCCCUUCCGUCCUAUGUCACUGGCCUUUCCUCCCAAUCUCUAGUCUGGAUUCAAUAUGUAGAGAUCACCUAAAUCCCACAUCCAGGUGUUUUAGAUAUUGGCAUCGUGUGCCACAACCUCUAUGUUUUUGGAAUGUAAAUGAUCGAGGAAUAAGAGCAGAGAAGAAGUGUACUUAUGUCCGCUAUCACUAUCUUCUUGGCCAUCCGUAGGUCAUCAUAAUAUAGAACUCUGCAAUGGACUAGUGACAUCAUAAUGUAGCACCCUGCGAUUUAUGAUUGACAUCAUAAUAUAGCACUCUGUGAUUACCAAGUGACAUUAUAUUAUAGCACUCUGCGAUGGCCGAGUGACAUCAUAAUAUAGCACUCUGCGAUGACCGAGUGACAUUAUAAUAUAGCACUCUGCCAUUGCCGAGUGACAUCAUAAUACAGCACCCUGGUAUGGUCGAGUGACAUCAUAAUAUAGCACCAUGUGAUGGCCAAGUGACAUCAAAAUAUAGAACUCUGUGAUGGCCAAAUGACAUCAUAAUAUAGUACCUUCCGACAGCCCAGUGACAUCAUAAUACAGCACCUUCCGAUGGCCGAGUGACAUCAUAAUACAGCACCUUCCGACAGCCAAGUGACAUCAUAAUACAGCGCCUUCCGAUGGCCAAGUGACAUCAUAAUAUAGCACUCUGCCAUGGCCAAGUGACAUCAUCACGAGACACUGUGCCCCAGGGUUUAUGUAGUAUGGCGCCGCAGACAUCCCUUAACACACUGUAUAGACACCUGUCAGUAUUCAGUAAAAUCCCUUCUUUUGCUGCAUAUUUGUAAG
Messenger RNA from Pelobates fuscus (common spadefoot toad), 1892 nucleotides. RefSeq names its product urocortin (gene UCN). The record is from RefSeq and is a predicted model, not a curated record. The coding region runs from base 137 to 619 and encodes 160 amino acids. Gene Ontology annotation, cellular component: extracellular region. Gene Ontology annotation, molecular function: hormone activity. NCBI's taxonomy places the organism in Eukaryota, Metazoa, Chordata, Amphibia, Anura, Pelobatidae. The transcript is spliced from 2 exons.